Molecule: messenger RNA, 1131 nt
Organism: Penicillium mononematosum
Lineage: Eukaryota; Fungi; Ascomycota; Eurotiomycetes; Eurotiales; Aspergillaceae
Exons: 2
Coding region: 1-1131 (376 amino acids)
Source: RefSeq, a predicted model, not a curated record
AUGCCUCCCAAAAGAAAAACAACCGGCUCCGCCGACAGUGGCGCAAAGAAGUCCAAAGGCCCAGCAAGCAAGGCUGAAGUAGACAUGGAAACCAAGCGCGCACUGGACAAGCGAUGGGCCCCCGUCUCUGUAUCUCGAAACGCAGACUCGGAGUUCAAAUUGCGAACCCGCGGCCCAGUCAAGGCUUUUUCUUAUAUUUGUCUGGGCUGUGCGCCUUGGAAGACGGAGAACAAAGAUGAGUCUGAGGAUGAGGCUGAGGAAGAUGAGGAGUUUAUAGAGCAGAAGAAGAAAGAUGAUGCCGAGGCGGACGAUGCCACUACCCUCAAACCUGCUUCCGAGCACCCAGGAGAAAAAUGGAUCUUCACAACCGCCGGAGUGGCUAAAUGGGUUGCGCUGAAACGCGGCACUGCCGUGCGCGACCCGGAUAACUUCGAAAUGCAUGUCUACAAUGACUUCUUUGGAUACGCCGUUAUGGAGCUAGUGGAGAACCUCCUCUUGGAUUUCGAAGAGGCUGAUGGUGACUGGAAGAUGCAGUGGGCUAUCUGUGAAGCGACCGGGCUGUAUUUCCAAAUGGAUGCUAUCAUGCCGUUGGUUGGGUUUGUCUCACUGGGCCCAAGUAGAAUAUUGAGAGUUAACGAAACGCUGACGAGUGCAACAUACAGCUGCGAUGACGGAGAGACCGUGAAUGCGGUGUUUAUAGCCUUCGCCACAAUGUUCCUUACUAUGCUUUCCACCCUGGAACGAAAUGACCUGUUCAAGCCCUACUCGGAGGUAAAGAACGUCGGAGCUAUCAUGGGUCUGUUCAUUCGCUUCAUUGUUGAUGUCGAAGAGUACGGUAUCGACUGGGAUGACCAUGAUGCGAAGAUCAAGGCUUAUGCCACCAAACACAAUGUCAAAAUUCAUGGCUUGAACCACCCCCGCUACGAGGAGUCGUCUGGUGAGACGGUUGAGCUUCCCGAGGCUACAGCUAAUGCCAAUGAUCCCUGGGGCUGGGCAAAGGUAUUAACAGAGCUGAAGGAGGCCAAUGAUGGGUGUCUGGGCGGUGAUUCGAAGGACAUCACGUCUUGGACUCCUGCGGAACGCAGGAAGGCGGCUUUCGGCAACAAGGAUCCCAUUCCCGGAGCGCCAUGA